AUGACCUUCUCCGAUUGGUUAAAAUCACGCCGCCAGGGUGACACAGAGCCCGUCCCUGCUGUAGACUCUGGCUCUGAAACUUAUCCGGAGUCCGAUACAUCUUCAGAUGAUGACGGAAACUCGGAGUCGGCGUUGGCAGAGAAAGUGCGAGAGAAGCUUGGUGCCGUGAUUCCGAACACUGUCUUUGUUGCAGAGAGAGUGAACAAGUCUGAAGCACGUCGCCUCUAUGAGGAAGUACAGCAGAAAGACUCUUACAAAAAUUGGCUCAACUCAUCAAGGUCAGAGAAGUUGUUGGUUUACUACCAACCCGAGAUAACUGACCACCUCAACGGUGUUUCGCCGCUUUCUGAUCUCUGCAUGCGUGCGAGAUACGAUUUCCUCAACCAAGGGGAGAGACCCCGCGAAGGGGAGAAUCAACAUGGCAAAAACAUUGUUCUUUUGUGGUUUUCUAGUCAGCACUCUGGCAAGCACCAAGAUGUGCACAGGAGUCGCGGUAAAAGAGCAAGGGCGAUGCUGGGGUCUUUGACAAGCCAGCUUAUUACAGAGUGCCGACACAGGGAUAUUCCUAUGAAAGGCCUGGAGAAGUACAAUGAUCGCGCUGUCACCCGGCACAUGAAGAACCGGUUGGAGCUUUUCAAGAUGUUGGUGCGACAGAUACCAUCCGAUUACAAACUCGCAUGCAUUAUUGAUGACGUCUGCUACUUUGAUCAGCCUGAGCUUUGGGACGGCGCAUGCCAAGUCUUUGAGUGCUUGCUUUCGCUGGACAAGGACAAGAAGGUGAAAGCCAAGGUCAACAUGCUCUUCACCAGUACGGCGAAACCAAAGCUUGUGUAUGAUUACUUCCAAAAGCCGGAUCGUACUAUUGUGUACGAUGACAUCUAA
This is a messenger RNA of Clonostachys solani, 882 nucleotides long. NCBI's taxonomy places the organism in Eukaryota, Fungi, Ascomycota, Sordariomycetes, Hypocreales, Bionectriaceae. The record is from the annotation of a GenBank genome assembly.